This is a messenger RNA of Myotis brandtii (Brandt's bat), 1382 nucleotides long. RefSeq names its product guanine nucleotide binding protein (G protein), alpha transducing activity polypeptide 2 (gene GNAT2). The record is from RefSeq and is a predicted model, not a curated record. The transcript has 8 exons. Gene Ontology annotation, cellular component: heterotrimeric G-protein complex; photoreceptor outer segment; photoreceptor inner segment. Gene Ontology annotation, biological process: detection of chemical stimulus involved in sensory perception of bitter taste; adenylate cyclase-modulating G protein-coupled receptor signaling pathway. Gene Ontology annotation, molecular function: G-protein beta/gamma-subunit complex binding; GTP binding; G protein-coupled receptor binding. Bases 230 to 1294 code for a protein of 354 amino acids. NCBI's taxonomy places the organism in Eukaryota, Metazoa, Chordata, Mammalia, Chiroptera, Vespertilionidae.
AUUGGCUUGGCCAUCACAGCGCUGGAUGUAAAGGCCGCAAUCCCCAGACUAAGCAGCUCUCCAGCUGGGGCAGGGACGAGACGUGGAGCAGGCUCCCUCCCCAGGCCCCUGCAGACCCGCCUCUCAGGCCUGCGGAUCUGACACUCCACCCCAGUUUACUGCUCCCUUACCUUCCUCCUCUCAGACCCGGAGACCCUAGAGGAGAAGCCGCCGGAGGAGACAGCGGGCGAUGGGGAGCGGAGUCAGCGCUGAGGACAGACAGCUGGCCAAGCGGUCCAAGGAGCUGGAACGGAAGCUGCAGGAGGACGCAGACAAGGAGGCCAAGACUGUCAAGCUGCUGCUGCUGGGGGCCGGGGAGUCGGGGAAGAGCACCAUCGUCAAGCAGAUGAAGAUCAUUCACCAGGACGGCUACUCGCCGGAGGAAUGCCUGGAGUACAAGUCCGUCAUCUACGGCAACGUGCUGCAGUCCAUCCUGGCCAUCGUCCGCGCCAUGUCCACCUUGGGCAUCGACUAUGCCCAGCUGAGCUGUGCGGAUGACGGGCGGCAGCUCAACAACCUGGCCGACUCCCUGGAGGAGGGCACCAUGCCCCCCGAGCUGGUGGAGGUGAUCAGGAGGCUGUGGCAGGACGGCGGGGUGCAAGCCUGCUUCGACAGAGCGGCAGAGUACCAGCUCAACGACUCAGCGGCCUACUACCUGAACCAAUUAGACCGGAUUACGGCCCCCGACUACCUCCCCAAUGAGCAAGAUGUGCUACGAUCCAGAGUCAAAACCACAGGCAUCAUCGAGACCAAGUUUUCCGUCAAAGACUUGAACUUCAGGAUGUUCGAUGUGGGAGGGCAGAGGUCGGAGAGGAAGAAGUGGAUCCACUGCUUUGAGGGAGUCACGUGCAUCAUUUUCUGUGCGGCCCUCAGCGCCUACGACAUGGUGCUGGUGGAAGAUGAUGAGGUGAAUCGUAUGCAUGAGUCCUUGCACCUGUUCAACAGCAUCUGCAACCACAAGUUCUUCGCGGCCACGUCCAUUGUCCUCUUUCUCAACAAGAAGGACCUCUUUGAGGAGAAAAUCAAGAAGGUGCAUCUCAGCAUUUGCUUCCCAGAGUAUGAUGGGAACAACUCUUAUGAGGAUGCAGGGAAUUAUAUCAAGAGCCAGUUCCUUGACCUCAACAUGCGAAAAGAUGUCAAAGAAAUCUACAGUCACAUGACCUGCGCUACGGACACGCAAAACGUCAAAUUUGUCUUUGACGCAGUUACAGAUAUUAUCAUCAAAGAAAACCUCAAGGACUGCGGGCUCUUCUAACCUCCAUCAUUUCCCACGUGUAUCUUCCACGAACAGGCUUGGAAUCUGGGCAAUUUUGAGCAGAAAAUGUCCGGUCACGACACCAUGA